AUGGCAGCCGUGGCAGCCAUCAUGGCACAACUCAAUGCUAACCACGCCAGUAGACACAAAGAUGGUGUCAGAAAUACUAACCGCAUUAACAAUCAAGAACACCAGCGGGCGUCUACCAAUGAAAAUGCCUCAGGCCACAAGCCUACGAACAAGAAGCAAAAGUUUUGGAACGAAAAGGAGAGCAACCAAUCUCAAAGACUCGCUAAAAGACAACAACCCAUGACCACCCCUACAAUUACGACAGCAGUCACAACACAUGCCUCGACACUAGCCACAGGGUCUGUCACCCAAGCGCCGGCCAGACCAUAUGAGGGAUCACUCCCAAAGUGUAACAAGUGUGGCUUCCAUCACAAUGGGGUUUGUCGUGUGAUGCACUGUAAAAACUGCGACAAGAAUGGUCAUACUGCUUGCUUCUGCAGAAACCAAACCCAACACCUCCCUUCAAUCACCAGUACCAAGGUAGGCCCAGUAUGCUACCUAUGCGGUGAAACGGGACACUUCAAGAGAGAAUGCCCAACUGAGAAGAAUGACGGGCGAGCAGGAGGAGUGUGA
This is a messenger RNA of Lactuca sativa (garden lettuce), 552 nucleotides long. The record is from RefSeq and is a predicted model, not a curated record. Lineage: Eukaryota; Viridiplantae; Streptophyta; Magnoliopsida; Asterales; Asteraceae.